Molecule: messenger RNA, 2884 nt
Organism: Trichobilharzia szidati
Lineage: Eukaryota; Metazoa; Platyhelminthes; Trematoda; Strigeidida; Schistosomatidae
Source: the annotation of a GenBank genome assembly
AUGGCACUUCUAUCUAAUUGUAUUCGAUUGUGUUCAUAUUAUAAAUUAUCACAUUACGGAUAUCGAAUCAUCCACCCACUGAGAAUUAAUCAUCAAUUACAAUUAUGCCUUAGUAGUAGUAGUAGUACAACUACCUCUGGUAAAUUUCAAAAGAAACCAUUCAAAUUAGUAUCUUUAAUCCAUGAGUCGUAUGCUACAGAAGAAGCCUGGCAUUCAACUAUCCCACCAUCUCCAGAGUCGAAUCCUUCAGCGUGUUGUUCAUGGUCUGACUUAUUCACUAGGCCUAAUUUACAACCGAUUAUUGUUGAUGUACGCAGCCCGAAAGAAUUCGCUGAAGACCAUAUACACGGUGCAAUAAAUGUACCAGUGUUAAAUGAUGAGGAAAGGGAGUUUGUUGGUCGUUUAUAUUCACAAGGUGAUCUUGUUCGUGCUCGUCUGCAUGGUGCAUCUUUAGUCUGUGCAAAUAUUAGUCGGUGUUUAAAACAACUUGCUGAUGAAUAUGAAUCCCAGCUGAAUAGUUCAACGAGCGCUAAUCAUCAUCAUCAAAUCGUCAAUGGGAGGCGGAAAACUAUAUUUCCAAAUUUUUUAAUUUAUUGUUGGCGUGGUGGUCAGCGGUCAGCUUCACUAGCUACAAUCUUAUCUGAAAUUGGUUGGCCGGGUGAUAUUUAUAUUCUUGUCGGUGGAUAUCGUUCAUGGCGUCGACUGCUAUUACGACAAUUAGAUGCAUGGCCUCGUUGGUCUAUGCCUAAUCCAUUUUGGAUGAUUUCUGGUCUAACGGGUUCCGGAAAGUCUUUAAUUCUUCAAGAGUUACAUGAAUGUGGUGAGAUUGUGUUAGAUUUGGAGGCAAUUGCUAUGCAUAAAGGUUCAAUGUUUGGAAGUCUUGAAGUGGCUAAUCCUCAGGUAACUGACAACAACAACAGCGAUGACAAUAAUAAUAAUAGUAAUAAUAAUGCUUCCAUCAAUUCUAUUACACCAAAAAGAUUUCAAUCACGUCUCCAUCAAGCGUUAAUGAUAUCUAAGCAUAGACUUGCAUCACCGAAGAAUAUUUUAUGGGUUGAGGGUGAAUCACGACAAAUUGGACCGUUGUGUAGUUUACCGGAUAGUCUGUGGACAAGAAUGCGAUCAACUGACCCAAUGGUUGGCACACAUCAUGUAUGGAUUGAUGUAAGUGAAGAGGCGAGAAUCGCGUGGAUUGUAGAGAAUUAUGCUUCAGUUAGUCAAAAUAUUCCUCAAGUAUUACAUAUUUUAAAAAUGUUAGAAAAAUAUCAACCGGCAAAGUUAAUUAACCAAUGGAUUGAAAUGUUCAAUUGUGGUGAUUACACUGGUCUGGUUAGUGGAUUAAUUCGACAACAUUAUGAUCCGCUGUAUAGAAAAAAUCUACAUCAAACAAUGCAAAAUGCUAAAACCUCUGGUCUAUUUCAUUCUCUGCAUUUGGACAGUGUUGACAAGUCGACUAUACAGAAGAAGCUGAUACCUCAGUUGCUGGAUUUAGCCUACUCAACACCAACUACAUCUGAUCCUCAUAGCCAUCAUCCUGAGGAUGAUAAUUCUGUGAAUGAUCGCCGAAGUGUUUCAAUGAAUUUUUCCACGAAUUUUAAGCAUUUAAAAAUAUUAUCUAAUGUUAUUAGAGGUUUCAACUUAUUGAAACCAUUAAAUUCAACAGUAGUACAAUCAAAUACACUGAAGAUUCUACAGACUGAUAAUAAUAAUAAUAAUGGUGUAUGCCAUUUAUCGACAAGUUGCAGUUUAAAUCGUCAUCCUGGUAUUACGUAUCCUCGACCAGUUAGUCGUUAUUGGGCAAUAUGUAAAUUAAGAGAUCCAAAUCAAUACACUGUGGAUGCUUUACCAUUGGUACGAACUGGAGGAAGAGGACCUGAUGGUAAGAUUCAAUAUAAACAUGUUACAACUGGAUUAAAUCGUCCUUGGUUUAUGGUGGAUCAUAAUCGUUCAAGGCAUUUACCGACUAAAAAAGUCUUUGAAGAAAUAGUAUUACAAAUUAAAAAAAACUGGUGGAGACAUCCAUACAUUGCAUUAGUAGCUUCAGGUGAAGUGAAACGAUGGCUUAUUGCAACUACUAGUAUGAAACCCGGUGACAUAAUCCGUUCACAUGUGGAUAUUCCAACUAUUCCAGUUGAACCAAAAGAAGGUGAUGCUUAUCCUAUCGGUGCAUUACCAGUUGGUACAAUGAUUAGUCAAUUUGAAAUUAGACCUGGUCAAGGUGCAGUAUACUGUCGAAGUGCUGGAGCUAGUGCAGUUGUUCUUCGACGUGGAAAAAAUGUCGGCUUAAAGUCUAUUGAAGAGUUAUCCGCUUCAACAGGUUCUAAUGAUGAACUAGAAGAUGAUGAUGUUGUAUUCGUGAGAAGAAAUGGUAAUUCUAAGGUAUAUCGACUUCUGCCAUCUUGUAUGUGUGUAGUUGGUCAAGUUUCGAAUCAUCAUCAUGAUCAAUUCAAAUUUCGUAAAUUCGGUGAAAAGAAAUGGCGUGGCAUAAAACAACGCAGUGGAUUAUUUCAACGUAAAACUGGUAGAUUCGGUCGUAAAAUACGACCAAUUGGUCCACCUAUCGAUCUUGUUACUCAUGAAAGUUCAAAAAAUCAAUUUAUAUUAAAAUGUUCCUAUCCAGGUCUAUCAGAACGUACACGGAUGAAAGAACAGGCUAAAUUUGAAGCGCUACAUCCUCGAAGUAUAAAACGACCACAACUUGUACCUAAGCCACACAAUACACUGCCUGAUAAAAUGCCAAGAUAUCGUUGGUGUUCUUGGUCAUCUGUACGAUGAUAAAUAAUAAUAAUAAUAAAAACAGUGAUUCUUGUACAUUCAAUUUUCCAAUAUAAUAUAGCUACGUGAUAUAAUUGUUGGAGAAUACAUAAUGAAUAGUAAAACGCAC